GAGCCAGCUUUGGUGAAGAUCUCCGAGGAGCUGGCGGGCAUUUUAGCACAGCACGCGCAGCCAGUCAAUGAGAAACGGUUCCCAACGUGGAGGAAAUUCCUCCAAACAUUUCUCAGUCAAGGGGGCAUGAUCGAAGCGUUCCCACCUGCAGACAGUAUCACCAAUCUGACGGUGGACAUGUUGAUAGAGCCCAACGGAGAAAUCAAGGUGCUGUCAACAGGGGACCAGUUUCAUGCCGAAGGCCCCUUCAUCUCAUCCGGUACCACCAUGCCUCAGACCUCAGUGGAUCCCCAAGUUCUCAAUUCUUUGUGCCUCCAGAUUGGAAAUGCCUGCAAAAUGAGAAAUGUGGUUGGUUACUUUUCUAUAGAUCUGGUGACUUUUAUUGAUCCAAACACCUUGGAACAGCAGGCACAGGCAACCAGUCGCUAUGCAGUGAUGACCACCCAGCUGAGGCACAACAAUCUCUCUCUGGUUUUCCACUACGUUUUUCUCCAGUUAUGUAAGGCCCAUGGCAUCGGCUAUGACCUUGAGGACAGACAAGGAACUAUUUUUAUAUUAUAUGAGCACCUGAAGAGAGACAAGUUGGGAAUGCUAACAAUCGGUGAGGAUCUCCAGGGGGUCCUCAUGACCUUUGCUCGCAAUCUCUUCAUCAUCCAUCAAGAAAUAUCAGCACCUAAUAUGCAAGGCGAGACCAAUUUUAAG
Messenger RNA from Galeopterus variegatus (Sunda flying lemur), 702 nucleotides. Its product is annotated as IQ domain-containing protein H-like. The record is from RefSeq and is a predicted model, not a curated record. The annotation marks the transcript as partial. NCBI's taxonomy places the organism in Eukaryota, Metazoa, Chordata, Mammalia, Dermoptera, Cynocephalidae. The transcript has 5 exons.